Molecule: messenger RNA, 515 nt
Organism: Bombus huntii
Lineage: Eukaryota; Metazoa; Arthropoda; Insecta; Hymenoptera; Apidae
Product: organic cation transporter-like protein
Exons: 3
Coding region: 120-515 (131 amino acids)
Biological process (GO): transmembrane transport
Cellular component (GO): membrane
Molecular function (GO): transmembrane transporter activity
Source: RefSeq, a predicted model, not a curated record
UUGCAACUUUGGUGAUCCGUUUUCUGUGUAAAAUUGGUUACGAGCAUCAGGGGACUUAUCGUCGUAAUCGGCUGUCGCUGGCGAUACCAGUCAACCGCGAAGAUUACUCGAGAUGCAGCAUGUACGAUGUAAAUUACACGGAAAUUUUGCUAAAUGGAAGCCACGUACCGGACCCAUCGUGGCCAACGAAAGAUUGCCAACAAGGAUGGGAAUUUAAUUAUACCACCGUCCCUUAUGCGUCUGUGGCAUCCGAGGUGACAGAAAAUGUUCGACUUCUGGGAUGGGUUUGUCAGUAUGAUGCAUUGCCAACCAUAGCUCAAAGUAUCUUCUUCAUCGGCGCUAUCUUCGGAGGAUUAAUUUUUGGAUGGGUUGCUGAUCAAUAUGGAAGAAUACCAGCUUUGCUCGGAGCUAAUUUAAUGGGAUUUCUCGCUGGGGUGGCUACUGCGUUCGCGGGUAGCUUCUGGCAGUUCACUUUGUGUCGCUUUUUCGUUGGAUUCUGUAAUAUUGAAAAAUAA